AUGAAUGCGAAACUCAUCCUGUCUACUGAAUGGGCCAAGUUCAGCAGGAAGCAGAAAAAGGCACUGGCAGGCAUAUUCCAGGCAGUGACCUCGGCCCACAGGCACCUGUUGCAUUCCCGUGCUGGGCUCUCUUUGCACCUGAGCAGCACUGGGAUAGACCAAAAGUGUGUCCUGGCCAAUCCGGAAGCGGUGGUCAUCGGGUCCACUGAGGGGAUUGGCUUCGCCAUGGCGCAGCGCCUGGCCCAGGACGGGGCCCACGUGGUCAUCAGCAGCCGGAAGCAGCAGAACGUGGACCGGGCAGUGGCCGCGCUGCAGGGGGAGGGGCUGAGCGUGGCGGGCACCGUGUGCCACGUGGGGAAGGCCGAGGACCGGAAGCGGCUGGUGACCACGGUCCUGGAGCACUAUGGGGGCCUGGACUUUCUGGUGUGCAAUGCAGGUGUCAACCCCCUGGUGGGAAGCACCCUGAAGGCCAGUGAGGAGGUAUGGGACAAGAUUCUGAACGUGAAUGUGAAGUCCCCGGCCCUGCUGCUGAGCCAGCUGCUGCCGCACAUGGAGAACAGGGGGACAGGGGCGGUCGUCCUGGUCUCCUCCAUUGCAGCCUAUAUACCACAUGUGAAACUGGGUCCCUAUAAUGUCAGUAAGACGGCCACGGGCCUCACCAGGACGCUGUCAUUGGAGCUGGCCCCCAAGGACAUCCGGGUGAACUGCCUAGUUCCAGCAGUAAUCGAGACCAACUUCAGCCAAGUGUUACACAAGGAUGAGGUUUUCUGGAACAAUUUCAAGAAAGAGCACCAGCUGCAGAGGUUAGGGAAACCUGAGGACUGUGCCGGGAUUGUGUCCUUCCUGUGCUCUCCGGAUGCCGGCUACAUCACCGGCGAGAACAUUGUGGUGGCUGGCUUCUCCCCUCGGCUCUGA
This is a messenger RNA of Leptonychotes weddellii (Weddell seal), 915 nucleotides long. NCBI's taxonomy places the organism in Eukaryota, Metazoa, Chordata, Mammalia, Carnivora, Phocidae. The record is from RefSeq and is a predicted model, not a curated record.